CGGUCUUUUUCUUUUUCCUUCGUUUUGUCUUGUUUCAAAAAUGAUGGUCGAAUUGAAUUGCGCGGCCGACUUUUUGUGCAACUUCCUCAAGGCCAAGUUGCCUCGCGAGGACAUUGACAACUUUCACCAGCAGUUUGUCCAUGUGCUCAAGCAACGGUAUCAAUCGCACUGGUACAACGAGACGCCAAUCCGAGGCAGCGCGUACCGCAGCAUGACUUGUGGACGAGAGCACUUUCAAAAGCACAAGAGCUUCUUGGACCCGCUACUAAUUCAGAUUGUCAAGACUUGCAACAUUCGAAACAUUGAGCAGUACUUUCCAGAGAACUUUACGCUGUGGGUCGACCCAGGGGAAGUUAGCUAUCGAAUUGGCGAGCUUGGAUCCAUUUGCGACUACUAUAGCAAAACAACGGGCGUAACACCGCCGCCACGCGAGCUCUUGGACGACGGACCUCGGCCAAGUAGCACGCGCACCCCCGUCCCCAUCGUUGCUCCAGGGUCGCCACAACUGACAGAGAAGGCAGCAGAGCCGGUUUUUUAAAACCAACAAACAAUCGUGAGACGAUCGUUUGGAUUGCGCGGCGCUUUUUUGGGCAGGCAGCUCUUUCGUCUUUGUCUUGGAUAACUGCUGCCGUUCUCCAUUCCGUCAUUCCUUGGGAUGCUCGUCGCUCGCUCAGCAUUCGAAAAAAACACAAAACCAAAAACAACUUAGGUCACAUCCUUGUUCUUUUGUUUGCAUUGUUUCUUGCCUUUGUCGAUUAUCUUUCUUCUUCUUCUCGCUUCGUUUUGUACUUUCAUAUUUUUGUGUAUCGCUUGCCAUGGUGCGUGAAACCUGCUCAGUGUUUGUGUUGAUACAUUACAUUAUGAACUUUUA
Molecule: messenger RNA, 871 nt
Organism: Capsaspora owczarzaki ATCC 30864
Lineage: Eukaryota; Filasterea; Ministeriida; Capsasporidae
Exons: 3
Coding region: 41-538 (165 amino acids)
Biological process (GO): negative regulation of cell population proliferation; negative regulation of mitotic cell cycle
Cellular component (GO): cytoplasm; nucleus
Source: RefSeq, a predicted model, not a curated record